AUUUUUGAAUAUUAUUUAAAAACGGAAAGAAAAAUGACUGGACAAGCCCUGAUGGACGAAGUCGACUUAUAUGAGGAGUAUAUUCGACAAAAAAUAUGCGACCUUCUCCAGGCACCAAGACAACCAAACAAAACUAAAAGUGAAGCUAGCCAAAAGAAUGAUACUAAAGACAAAAAUGAAGUACCUGCUGCUGCUUCGGGGGACAUGAAUCCUGAACUAAAUAUAACAAAUCCAAUAAACAAUACCCAUGAUGAUAAAUCAACCAGCUCGGAAAAAUCGUCGGUAGGAGACUCGAGCUCUUCAGAGGGUUCCUCAGGACCAUCUGAUGAGGAAUCAAAAUCUGCUAGCGACGAUUCCAUGGAAUAA
Messenger RNA from Cotesia congregata, 366 nucleotides. The record is from the annotation of a GenBank genome assembly. NCBI's taxonomy places the organism in Eukaryota, Metazoa, Arthropoda, Insecta, Hymenoptera, Braconidae.